This is a messenger RNA of Pocillopora damicornis (cauliflower coral), 2954 nucleotides long. RefSeq names its product potassium channel subfamily K member 9. The record is from RefSeq and is a predicted model, not a curated record. Gene Ontology annotation, biological process: stabilization of membrane potential; potassium ion transmembrane transport. Gene Ontology annotation, molecular function: outward rectifier potassium channel activity; potassium ion leak channel activity. Lineage: Eukaryota; Metazoa; Cnidaria; Anthozoa; Scleractinia; Pocilloporidae. Gene Ontology annotation, cellular component: plasma membrane.
CUUAAUUGUCUGUUAGUGCCUUUGAGCGCAACACAGAAAUGGAUGAGACAGACAAUCCCAUAAGAUUUGAGCCAAAAUCGCUCUCGAUUAAAAUAGUCAUCGGUAUUCUCGUCUUGCUGGUUGGAGCUGCAGUUUUCAUGGAAUUAGAGCGAACUAAAGGUGACCCAACUCCAGAAAAAUCCGACGCGACUAAACUAAAAGAAAGCUUAGCAGAAAAAUACAAUAUCAGUGUAACCGAUUUGAGACAACUCGAGACCGCCAUCGGACAAGAGGCGGCCGAAAAGGAAGACGCCAAAGGGCUAAAUCGCUGGACUUACGGCAAAUCUGUGUUCUUUGCAUUCACGAUUAUGACAACGAUUGGCUAUGGUCACAUGUCCCCACAAACAUGGCAAGGCCAGUUAUUCUGUAUCUUCUACAGUCUCAUAGCCAUACCAGUCGCUGGCAUCAUGUUACUCAGCGUUGGAAACCACGUGAGCUUGGCCAUUCGGGUCUUCAUCCGCUUCUUGGAGAGAACUUGCCUCAGUAGUGUAAGAUCGGGGAGUGCAGAAUUCAAAAGCUUCUUUGUCACUUUCCUGCUCAUGGUACUAAUGAUCUUUUUUGGCGCCAUUCUGACGUCACAUACAGAUGGCUGGACGUUCAUCGAAGGAUGUUAUUUCACAUUCAUCAGUGUGUCUACCAUCGGGUUUGGAGAUUAUGUUGUCAAUGACGGUGAGCUUAAAUCCACAAACCACGCAAAGACGUUUGCGGUUAAUUUUACAAUUGUAUUGAUCACCGUGGGACUGUGUGUUGUUUCCAGUGUCCUUUGCUCGGUCAGUGCUAUCAUCGAAGAGAGGCAAAAGCGAAUGCGAAUGCAGUUGCCUGAUUCAGCGACCAAUGCCUUGAACGCCGCUAAUUUAGCCUUGAAUACGGUCACAAGUAAUCUUCCGUUGAGGCUAUCGACCAGGGCUAAAAACGCGGUGGAUAGUGCUGUUGUUGAAACAAGGAAAGGAGAAAUAUAAGUCAUAAGCCAUACAGUUGCUCCGUUCCCGUCGCCAACUUUAGAGAAUACAGGAGGAUAGAAAGGCAAUGCUAACAGUUUCUCUGGCGCAGAAUUACCUGUUUUCAUAAAUAUCACAAAAUGAAGGUUUCCUGCUCGAAUGACCGCUGGUGCUCCAGCAAUUUGACUAAAAAUGUAGUUACAAAGUCAGCUGGUCAUUGGAAUCAUCUGUGCUGCUGACACUAAAGCAAAUGACAACUUUGUCUUGCACACAAAGUGAAUAACAGAAAGAUAUCAAAAUGAUAAUAAAAAGGAAAGGGAAAGGUAGAAGAGAAAGUAUUGAUAGAAGAAAUUGAUUUAAAGUUAGUUCGUUUGCAGCUCAGUUAAAAAGCUAAAUUAAGUUUAUCAUGGAGAUUCGAUAAAGGGGCUCAUUCAGCUCUCUCACAUGUUUCAUACUGUUAUUCAGUGUAAAUGGCGUCCAAAUAAUAGGGCAGGCAUCAUGUGGGCUGUGGGUUAAGAGCUUAAGCCUCUUAGACUAUGCCAGGCUUCUUGCAAAUUUUAAACUAACACAUUUUUCGACAAUCGUCAGGAAAAAAUAUAUCAUCUUAAUUAAUCAAAGAAUGUCCCUGAACAUGAUCUUUCUCGCCUAAGCCGUGUUGCUCAGUACUUCAUGAUGUUCCUUAUUCUUGCAAACUUCUUUAACCGGUUCCUGAUCGCGCUUCCUGUAGUUUGUGUAGUUUUGGGGAUUCCUGUGGUUCCUGAGGUAUCCGUGGUUGUUGCUCUUGAAUUCCCAAUUCCAUGUUGCAGUUGGUGAGCUUCACUGUGCGUUUCUUCGGCAACCAUUAUAUGUCCUUACUUUUGCGUUGAUUUUGUACUCUCACUCGCAAAUUCUUAGUUUGAGCAGUCUACGUUUUUUGUUAUUUUGUGCUACAGUUCACCGCGUAAUCAAAGGAAUUUCAUGAGAGAUGCCUUUAUAACAGAAUACGGAAACUACACUGAGUAAGAAGAAUACUUAUUAGUAAACGUCGUGUCCACAGGAACCAGUAAAUGCUAAGAACAUGAAGACCUUUAAAACGUCAACAAGACAAAAACGACAAAAAAGACAAAAGACCUGUUUAUGUGAUCAUAUUGAGGGGCUGUUUAAUUCACUAGACAAGUAUAUUCAACACUUUUUAAAUCCUUUUUGCAAUAUAUUUACAUAAAGCAAGUUUAUGUUCGUGGCAGUGAUGAUCAAACCGCCAAUAUAACCGAUUUUCCAUCUUUCUUUACAACCAACACAGCAAUCCUUUGUACAAUGAUGCGUAUCAGAAUGGUUCAUGGUCAUAAGGUAUCUGCAUGUAAAAACACCGAGACUAUCUUCUUUAGUACACAAAAGGAAAGCUAUUCACUCCAUCGUACAUAAAAUUUAUACGCAACAUAAAUUUUUGAUACAGUUAGCUCUCUCGUUUUCUUGUCUUUUGUCAGUAUCAGCGGUAUUGUUUAUGUUUAAGGACUCUGAGAAACGAAACCAUGAAAGCAAUGCUCAGCAUGACAUUCUUAAACAAAUAAACUGAUCGCUAACGCUCCACUGUUAAGCGUUAUCCACUCCGCAUUACGAAGGAAGAAUAAUUAGUAUAACGACAAAUAUUGAGUCAGAACAAUGCGGCGCCUUUCUCGUAAAGACAAACCCGCUUUCGUUACUUAAUUACCCUCCUUUCAGAAGUCAUGAAUUCACUCUACAUUUCUUACAAGUCUCCGAAUACAAUGGCUUAGAAUUGAACACAAUAUAACUCGACCUCCUUUCCAUAUUCCAUUGUGUCAGAGAAAUACAUCAUUCUCUUCGAUGAUUUUAAGAACAAGAAAAACCUCACUGAUUUGUGACCUUUUUUUGGUAAAGGAUUUGUUAUCCAAGGUCGGUAGUUUAGAAAAAAGAACUCAUCUUAGACUCGGUCUCUUUGAGGUAGGUGACUUGUGUAAAUUAGUGUGAAACCAAUAUAGA